AUGGCGGACACUUUGCCAUCAGCGCUUGAGAAGCUUGAUCUGUACACCGACCAGUUUGAUGGGGAGCUCGAUGACCUGGAAAAGACAUUUCUGACACCUUCAACGUCAUUCAGUCCAGAAUGGCUAGACAGGCUGCAGCAGAGAUGGGAAGCGCCAACAAACUACAAUGAGCUCUUUGCGAUCGGACCAACCCAGACUCGAACCAUCAUCCGAUUUACGCGAGAGGGUCUGGAAGGACGAGUGACGGGCUACAAAGAAGUGACUGUACCAGCAAACAGUGCUACCGCGAAGAAUUCGACCUCACUUCUCAGAAAGCCUGCGAACAGAGCCGAUUUCGUUCGUGGAGCCGCGGGUUUCUAUCCUUUUGCGCCUGGCGGCCUUGACGCGGUUGAGGCGACAGCAGCAUACGAGGAUGAGCUUCUCCAGCAGAACCAGCUUGAUGGCUCGACCAAGACCGACAAGCUCAACCGGAUCAUCAAUUUCACUUCAGAAGGCGGGCUGCUGACGGUUCCGCCCGGAUUCCGCCGUGGACUUCGUGCCAGUGAAAAGCCGAAGCAAGAGGACACGGCCAAGGAGGUUGAGAAAAUCCUGGAAGAAGAAUCAGACUUGCCUGAAAAUGCCACGGAAGGCGUGCCUUUGCCCAAGGACGAGGACGAUGAGGACGAGGACACCGGCGAAGAUGGCGACGAGGAACUCGAUGCUCUCUUGCCUGUAGAGUAUCCAGCACUGGCCCCGCAUGGAACUCUUGCCGCAGGACGUAACAAGUUCGGCGGUCGAGAACGAGCUCACAUGGUGGAUGUCAAUCGCGAUAUCACCAAUUUUCGAGAACUUGUGCCUGAGAUGGCUAGAGACUGGCCGUUCGAGUUGGAUACUUUUCAAAAAGAGGCUGUCUAUCAUCUCGAGAAUGGCGAUUCAGUCUUUGUUGCAGCUCACACCUCUGCCGGCAAGACCGUUGUUGCUGAGUACGCCAUCGCAUUGGCUGCAAAGCACAUGACGAAAGCCAUCUACACAUCUCCGAUCAAGGCACUGAGUAAUCAGAAGUUCCGCGAUUUCAGGACCGAGUUUGAUGAUGUUGGUAUCUUGACAGGAGAUGUCCAGAUCCGUCCGGAGGCCAGCUGUCUCAUCAUGACCACCGAGAUUCUGCGCAGCAUGCUGUACCGUGGAGCCGAUCUCAUUCGCGAUGUCGAGUUCGUCAUAUUUGACGAGGUGCACUAUGUCAAUGAUUCUGAACGCGGUGUGGUCUGGGAGGAAGUCAUAAUUAUGCUGCCGGAGCACGUGACGUUGAUCAUGCUGUCUGCUACUGUACCGAAUACGUACGAGUUCGCCUCAUGGGUAGGCCGAACGAAGCAGAAAGAUAUCUACGUCAUCUCAACGCCGAAGCGUCCUGUACCACUCGAGCAUUAUCUGUGGGCCGACAAGAAGAUGUUUAAGAUUGUGGACUCGACCAAGCACUUUAUCGAGAAAGGCUGGAAGGACGCCAACGAUGCCAUGAGCGGAAAGGACAAGAUCCUUGCGGCGGAACAAAAGGCCAAAGAGAAAGAAGAUACGGCAGCAGCAGUAGGUCGUGGAGGUAGAGGUGGCCGUGGUCAAGCCCCUCGUGGUGGUCAGCAACGUGGCGGUGGCAACCAACGAGGCGGGCCUCAGCAGCGAGGACGUGGUCAGCCAGCAACCCGCGGUCAGGGGAACAUUGCACGCACUGGUCGCGGAGGUGGCCGGACUACUGCUGCGCAAGACCGCAACAUCUGGGUCCACCUCGUGCAGCAUUUACGGAAAGAAGAGCUUCUGCCGUGCUGCAUAUUCGUCUUCUCGAAGAAGAGGUGCGAGGAAAAUGCCGAUGCCCUGUCGAAUUUGGACUUCUGCACUGCCACGGAGAAGAGCGCUAUUCAUAUGAUUCUGGAGAAGUCAUUGGCUCGACUCAAACCCGACGACCGACAAUUGCCGCAAAUUCGACGUCUUCGAGAAUUGCUCAGCAGAGGUAUUGCAGUGCACCAUGGAGGUCUGCUCCCGAUCGUCAAGGAGUGCGUGGAGAUCCUCUUCGCCAAGACACUGGUCAAGGUCUUGUUCGCCACGGAGACAUUUGCCAUGGGUCUCAACUUGCCGACAAGGACAGUCGUAUUCUCUGGCUUCCGCAAGUACGACAACAAGUCUUUCCGAGACCUUCUUCCAGGCGAGUACACUCAGAUGGCUGGUCGAGCUGGUCGAAGAGGUCUGGACACUGUUGGUUCCGUCAUCAUCGUGACGCCUGGCGGCGAUGAGGCGCCGCCGGCAGGCCGUCUGCGGCAGAUGAUGCUCGGCGACCCCACCAAGCUCCGCUCACAAUUCAGACUCACGUAUAACAUGAUACUAAAUCUGUUGCGAGUGGAAGCUCUCAAGAUAGAAGAGAUGAUCAAGCGAUCUUUCUCUGAGAACGCCACCCAAGCAUUGCUACCCGAGCACGAGAAGCAGAUCAAGCUUUCUGAGGCAGAUCUAGCAAAGGUCACGCGUGAGUCUUGCAAUACGUGCGACAAGGACAUCGAUGCGUGUCAGGAAGCCAGUGUCAAUUAUCAACGACUGACGGCUGACCUUCAUCUCGCGAUGCUCUCUACUCCGGUGGGACGAAGGAUGUUUCAGCCCAAGCGGAUCAUCGUUUUCAGAGGGAAGAACAAUGCACGAACAGCAGGUGUACUUCUCCGAGAGGGCGCCAGCAAAGCCUCGCCGCCGACCGUUCAGAUCUUAGAAAUUCUCUACCGGAACCAGAGGAAGCGACAGGAUCCUGACUUCCUUCCCUACUUGCCUCGAUUCCGCAGGCGCUUUGUGCCAUUGCCUCAGAACGACAAGGAGAUGCAGUUGAGGAACACUACGAUCCCUCUAGACAGUAUUGAGGCUCUGACCGGCACACACGUAUCGAUGGAUCUCAAUGCUGUGCUUCAGAGAGAUCCAGAGGCGUUGACCCAUGUCAAGUCCGAGCUGCUCGCAACAUGUCAGUCAUGGACAUCAUCUUCGUGGACAGAGCUCGAUUACUACAAGUACCUGAAGGACAUGAACAUUCGUGGUCUGAUGGAUGAGCGGAGAAAGCUUGCCACAACGGCGCAAGAAAAGGAAUGCAUCCAUUGUCCCGAGUUUCCGAAGCAUUUUGCCAUGGCGCACGAUCAGUGGGUUAUUCGCGACAAGAUCGAUUCUAUCCGACAACUCAUGUCAGACCAGAAUCUGCAGCUUCUACCCGAUUACGAGCAGCGAAUCUGUGUGUUGAAGGAUCUCGGAUUCAUCGACGACCAAACACGAGUUGAGCUCAAAGGCAAAGUGGCCUGCGAGAUUCACUCCGCGGACGAACUUGUACUGACUGAACUGGUCUUGGAGAACGUCCUCGCCGAUUAUGAGCCUGAGGAGAUCGUCGCCCUCCUGUCAUCCUUUGUCUUUCAGGAGAAGACCGACAUCACGCCCAACAUCACCCCUGCGCUUGAAAAGGGCAUGGAGACAAUCGUCAAGAUCUCAGAGAAAGUGAAUCAUUACCAGACACUACACCAAGUCAUCCUCUCAGCAGACGACUCGAACGAUUUCGUCAGUCGCCCCCGUUUCGGCCUGGUGGAAGUGGUGUACGAGUGGGCGCGCGGGAUGCCUUUCAGCAAGAUCACAGACUUGACAGAUGUGUUGGAGGGCACGAUCGUCAGGGUCAUCACGAGAUUGGAUGAGACCUGCAGAGAGGUGAAGAAUGCGGCGCGGAUCAUUGGUGAUCCUACGCUAUUCACCAAGAUGCAGACUUGCCAGGAGCUAAUCAAGAGAGACAUCUGUGCUACUGCGUCUCUAUACAUGUAGUAGGGUUUGCUUGGUAGAGGCAAGGGACGAGCCAGGAACACGUAGCCCCCUGCAAAUGAUGCCGUUCCUGACGUAGAUUUACCUUUUUGUGAUAUCUGUGAUUGUCAGCAGUAUUGAAGUGAGACACGUGGAACCUGCGCCGCUCUCCACUGCCAUGAAUUUCGUACCUAGCAGCAGAUCGAUCUCGUCUCUAUCCUUUCAUCGGAUG
Messenger RNA from Zymoseptoria tritici IPO323, 4000 nucleotides. RefSeq lists its product as uncharacterized. Gene Ontology annotation, molecular function: ATP binding; RNA helicase activity; RNA binding. Lineage: Eukaryota; Fungi; Ascomycota; Dothideomycetes; Mycosphaerellales; Mycosphaerellaceae. Gene Ontology annotation, biological process: nuclear-transcribed mRNA catabolic process, 3'-5' exonucleolytic nonsense-mediated decay. The transcript has 2 exons. The record is from RefSeq and is a predicted model, not a curated record. The coding region runs from base 1 to 3792 and encodes 1263 amino acids. Gene Ontology annotation, cellular component: Ski complex.